Molecule: messenger RNA, 4474 nt
Organism: Girardinichthys multiradiatus
Lineage: Eukaryota; Metazoa; Chordata; Actinopteri; Cyprinodontiformes; Goodeidae
Gene: nt5c2a
Product: 5'-nucleotidase, cytosolic IIa
Exons: 19
Coding region: 158-1870 (570 amino acids)
Molecular function (GO): 5'-nucleotidase activity
Source: RefSeq, a predicted model, not a curated record
CUACAAUCCGGUAGGUGGCGUUAAAUGAAACGUAAGUUCCUUUGCCAACCGCCAGCUACAUUUCAGGAAGAAGAAGAAGCUGCAGGUUAUUGCGCAUGCUUCUCCCACGGUUUUUCUUCAAGUUAACGUAAGGACGGCACAUUUUUAACGGUUGUAGAUGACGACUUCUUGGAGUGACCGUCUGCAGAACUGUGCUGAGCUACCAGCCAACAUGGACGGCAUGACUAUGAAGAGGUAUCGGCGCGAAGCUCACCAUAGCUUUCCGAGGGAUCUGGCUCAUCCUGCAAUGAGAGUGUUUGUCAAUCGAAGCCUGGCCAUGGAAAAAAUCAAGUGCUUUGGAUUUGACAUGGAUUAUACUCUUGCUGUGUAUAAAUCUCCCGAGUAUGAGUCGCUGGGCUUCGACCUGAUCGUGGAGCAUCUGGUAUCCAUUGGUUAUCCCCAGGAGCUGCUAAACUUUGUCUAUGAUCCCUCCUUCCCCACCAGAGGUCUGGUGUUUGACACCAUGUUUGGCAACCUGCUCAAAGUGGACGCCUAUGGCAACAUUCUGGUGUGUGCUCAUGGGUUCAACUUCUUGAGGGGACCUGAGAUCAGAGAGAUGUACCCCAAUAAAUUCAUCCAACGUGGAGAUACCGACCGCUUCUACAUCCUGAACACACUCUUUAACCUGCCAGAAACGUACCUCUUUGCUUGUCUGGUGGAUUUCUUUAGUAACUGUCCCAGAUACACAAGUUGUGAAUCUGGCUUCAAAGAUGGCGACCUGUUCAUGUCAUACAAGAGCAUGUUCCAAGAUGUGCGAGAUGCUGUGGACUGGGUUCACUUCAAGGGAUCCUUAAAAGAGAAGACCGUUGAGAAUCUGGAGAAGUAUGUGGCAAAGGAUCCGAAGCUCCCUCUGCUCCUCAGCCGCAUGAAUGAAGUAGCUAAAGUAUUUCUGGCCACCAACAGUGAUUAUAAAUACACUGAGAAAAUAAUGACCUACCUGUUUGACUUUCCUCAUGGUCCAAAGCCGGGCACAACUCACAGGUCCUGGCAGUCCUACUUCGACCUGAUCCUGGUGGACGCCCACAAGCCCGUGUUCUUUGGGGAGGGUACAGUUCUACGGCAAGUUGACUCCACCACAGGUCGGCUGAAGAUUGGCACAUACACUGGACCUCUCCAGCAUGGGAUCGUUUACUCUGGAGGAUCCUCAGACAUAGUUUGUGACUUGCUGGGUGCUAAAGGAAAGGACAUCAUCUACAUUGGAGACCACAUCUUUGGAGACAUUCUCAAGUCCAAGAAGCGUCAGGGCUGGAGAACCUUUCUGGUCAUACCUGAGCUGGCCCAGGAGCUUCAUGUGUGGACUGACAAGAGUGCCAUUUUUGAGGAACUUCAGUCACUUGACUGCUUCCUUGCUGAUCUUUACAAGCAUCUGGACAGCAGCAGCAAUGAGAGACCUGACAUCAGCUCACUGCAGAGGCGCAUCAAGAAAGUAACUCAUGACAUGGACAUGUGCUACGGCAUGAUGGGAAGCCUGUUUCGCAGUGGAUCCCGACAGACACUGUUUGCCUCCCAAGUGAUGCGGUACGCUGACCUGUACGCCGCCUCUUUCAUCAACCUGCUCUACUAUCCCUUCAGCUAUCUGUUCAGAGCUGCACAUGUACUGAUGCCUCAUGAGUCGACGGUGGAACAUUCACACGUCAAUCUGAUCGACACAGAGUCGCCGCUCGCCACCCGCAACCGCCGUGACUUUGACGUCAAAGAAAUGGAGAUCAAACGGCACCAGCUAACCCGGUCCGUCAGCGAGAUCCAGCCGCCUCACCUAUUCCCCCAGGCCCCACAGGAGAUCACCCACUGCCAUGAUGAGGAUGAUGAGGAAGAGGAAGGGGAGGAGUAAAAGGAAGCAAAUGAGCCUUCUCUCUUUUGCACAUUUUAUUUAAAUGUUCAAAGCUUACAUUUUUAUUCAACUUUAAACUAGCUGAGGGAUUUUCCCAUUUAGGAGAACACGUUCAGGUUUCAGGUGUCACCGUAAUCUGCUGUAGACCUACAUGGUCCUGGUCCAUGAACAGGUGGACAUCAUAAAGUGAGUUUGGAUCGAGUUGUUUCUAGUAGUUGUUCAAGAUUCAGACAUCAGAUGGUGCAGUAAAUGGAAAAUUGGAUCUGCUUUAAUCACGUUGUGUGUUUGAGUCUUUGUUCUGGUGGUUUUUGUUCAGUCAUCAGCUGCUCCACUGAGGUGGAGCUCUUUUUCACCGCCAUGUUUCUCUUACUGUUUUCUGCAUCAUUAUGCACGAGGCUGCCAGAUUGUAGAUAAAACGUCGAAGAACCUUUAUACUGUAUGCAAAUGUUUGGGACCACGUUCCUACAGCCUCAUGAAACUAUCCAACAGAUUUAGAAAUCGUUUAUGUAAAGGAACAGCAAUCAGCCACACCAGUAAAACCAUAUAUGGAUUGGAUCUGUCCUACUGGGUUCUUGUAGGUUAAAAGCCAAGAUCCAGAUGAAUGGUGGUGAUGAAAAUGUUACCCGUCUGUGGGUUUCACCUCGUGGCUGGUUGGUGUAUUUUAACACAGCUUUUAAAAACCAUAGAAAGUAUUGAAAUUAUGAGAGUGUGUUGCUCUGCCUGCAGGCACGCUGAGGAAGCAGCCGACCAUGCUGUGUUAGAGUUGGUUAACAGAACCCUAAACAGCUGCUGCGUGUCAUUAAACGGUUUAAAAAGUGCUGACUGCUCACUGGCUGUAAAGCCUGUAGUGGUGGGCAUCACAUGGUAACAGCUUAUACUUUCUUUUUCCUGACUUUCUGUGCUUCUGUUAGGACAUUUGGAUGAAGCUGGGUCAGGAUGUGGUCUGAUUGUGCAUCUCACAGACUCCAUCUGUAAAUAACUCUGUAAACAUCCGGAACUAAGUCUGCAGAAGUGUUUUUAGAUUUGUACUGGAAGUACAGAUGAAUUGUUGUAUGUUUUAGCUCCAGUUAAUUGUCCCUCCCAUGGAUCUGAUUUAAGGGUAAUAAGUUUGUCUGAAUGCUAAGAUGAACCCAUCAGAAGUUUGUGGCAAAUUUUCAAUCUUAUUGUUUUUUUAACUAGCUGACUUGCUGGUACUAAAUUUAGUCUUUUCCUCAUUUAGAUCAAUAGUACGACAAGAACACAGACUAGCAUUCAAAAUGUUUUUUUCCUAGCCUUCCUGUUGUCAUUAUUUCUGUUAGGAAUAGAGACAACUGUGUUCCUUUUUAAAUAGCCUCUAACAUGACAGUGCCUCGUCUGACUUCAUUUUUGUACACAAAAAAUACCUCACAUUGAGUCUUUUUUUCCUCAGUAACAACAUUUGUACUGAAGAGUGUCAUCAUUGUGACCUUGUAGUGCUAUCCCUAGUAGGUAUGGUGUGUUUCCUGUUAUUAAAAGAUCGGAUUUUUGAUUUGUCAGACCAGACACUGUAUCACUGGUCAGCACCAAUGAAGCUGAAAAUCAGCUGAUUCCAAUCAGCAGCUAGUAUUUGGAUUUUUUAUGUUGAAAAAUCCAGUCUUUAUAUGAAGGUUUUUUUUCUUUAUUGUUCCCUAAGCAAAGAUGUUGAACUGGAAUCAGCAUAUGUGGAUAUCAGACCGGGAGCAAAGGACUGGAAGUCCUUGGUUUGGAUUAAUAAUUACACUGAUAUAAUGGGGAUGGAGACCCAGUAGAGGCCAAAGGAGUUCCUAAACAUGAGAGCAUUUGUUCCAUUGGUCAUGAGGAUUACAUGAACCAGGUCAGGUUGCUUAAAUCUGACUGACAGUUUGAUUAUUAUAUUUGUCCAAAAUUGACCUCUAGUUCAGAAAUUUCCUGCCAUAAUAAGAAUCCAGUGCUCCCACACAGUAACAUAACAUAAACCCAGUAUUUGUCUCAUUGGAAACAUGUUUGUUGGGACUUUGUUGAUUUCCCAUUGCUGGUAACUGGGACUGAUGUGACCUGUCACUAGUUCUGUUGGCUGUGAGCUUGCUGACACAGUAAUUGGAGAAGUGUGUUAUGCUGUAAAGGAGCGUCUCUAGGAACCGACAUCAUCACUGAUACUGUCAUGGCUGGGCUGUAAAAGUGUGUUGGACUGCUGUUACUGAGGGACCUGACUGCUGCAGGGAUGUCACUGCAGGCAGAUAGUACCUGGACUGAAAGAGGCAAGUUCAUCACUCUGCUAUCCUGCUGAUGCUUAGAGCUUUUUCAGCCCUGUUGUAUGCUGGGAUGUUCAGCUGAUUGGAGUUCAGGAGUCGUAAUAAUCGGUUCCUGAGUAGAACAUUUUACUGCAGGGGAAACGUCCUGCUCAGAUAAGGAUUCAUUGUUUCUGCUUUACUUUUGUUACAGAGCGCUUUAGCUGCUGGGAAAUGACAAUUUAGAUAAAUCCUCGAAAGCCAAGUUAGCCAAAUCAUUGUUUUGUUGAUAAGAACCUGCUGCCUUUCAUGCCUGUGUUGAUGCUGCUUACUUUUAUUUUUUCUGUUUGUUGACAUAAUGUGUUGAAUUAUUUUAAUAAAGAUUCUCAUUUUAAAGGAA